Messenger RNA from Phragmites australis (common reed), 2163 nucleotides. RefSeq lists its product as uncharacterized. Gene Ontology annotation, biological process: carbohydrate metabolic process. The record is from RefSeq and is a predicted model, not a curated record. The transcript has 4 exons. Bases 368 to 1789 code for a protein of 473 amino acids. Lineage: Eukaryota; Viridiplantae; Streptophyta; Magnoliopsida; Poales; Poaceae. Gene Ontology annotation, molecular function: hydrolase activity, hydrolyzing O-glycosyl compounds.
UCACUUUGUCCUUCACCUCCCAUUCAAUACGCUUUGUCCAGCUACCCGUACGAGUACCAAGUUGUGGACAUAUUCCGUCUCGAUUCUCAAACACGGCACUCGGCAGGGCAGCCGGCCCCCGACAUCUCUCCGGCCGGGUCAAGGUCAACCCACCCUUCGCCUCCACGACUCCACCCGCUUCUCCACUCCUCGUCUCCGCUCCGCGCCGCGCCCCCGCCCACCGCUCGUGUUGCUCAGAUCCGGCACAGCCCCCAACCCCCCCCCCCCCUCUCCGACCUCUGCACUAAGGUGCGCGCGUAGACCAUGCUGCGGUAGGAGAUCAACCUGCAAGAUCCGGGACCGGGAUGGUUCGCUUGUUAGCUUUCUUAUGAAGGUUAGUAAGGGGAGGAUGAAGAUGAGGAACAAACAGCGAAAAUCAUCUGCUCUCAAUUUUGUUGCAGGAUAUCAAUCCUCGUUAUCUUUUAUUCUAUGGAGCUUGGUGGGUUUUGGUCUCAUUGUCUGCUUCCUUUCCUAUAAACAUCAAGCAGACAGUGGGCAGACCCGUAUUUACUUCAGCCAUCUACCUGCGACCAGAGAAUUGGAGGAAGUCGAGGAGGAGCAUUUUCGCUUGCCACCUCCUCACAAGGUGAAUCCUCGUGCAGUGAAACGGAGGGGGCCACGUAAGCAGCCAAAGGUUAUGGAUGAAUAUCUGGAUGAGUCUUCAGCAAUACACGGCUUGUUCUUUCCUGAUCAAGGAGCGUCUAUGGACCCAUCAAAAGGCGGAAAUGAUAGCAUGUACUUUUAUCCCGGUAGAGUGUGGCUGGACACUAAUGGAAAUGCCAUUCAAGCCCAUGGUGGCGGGAUUAUGUAUGAUCACAAGACUGCUAAAUUCUAUUGGUAUGGAGAAAACAAAGAUGGACCAACCUACCAAGCUCACUCCAAAGGGGCACAUAGGGUUGACAUCAUUGGAGUAAGCUGCUACUCAUCGAAGGACCUAUGGUCAUGGACUCAUGAAGGAAUUGUGCUUCCUGGAGAGCCUACUAAUGUCACCCAUGACCUUCAUAAAUCGAAGGUGCUUGAGAGACCUAAGGUGAUGUAUAAUGAUCGCACUGGGAAAUAUGUUAUGUGGAUGCACAUCGAUGAUGCUAACUACACCAAAGCAUCUGUUGGUGUGGCUGUCAGCAACUCCCCCACUGGACCUUUUACUUACCUUUACAGCUUCCGCCCGCAUGGUUUUGAAAGUAGAGACAUGACAAUCUUCAAAGAUGAUGAUGGAAUGGCUUACCUCUUCUACUCUUCUCGUGAUAAUACUGAGCUUCAUGUUAGUCCAUUGAGAAAUGACUAUCUUCACAUUACAGCAGCGAUGAAGAGAAUAUUAAUAAGGCGACAUCGGGAAGCGCCAGCGGUCUUCAAGCUCCAAGGAACCUACUACAUGGUCACCUCUGGUUGCUCGGGUUGGGCUCCCAACAGAGCAUUGGCACAUGCUACAGACUCGAUCAUGGGCCUAUGGAAAACAUUGGGAAACCCUUGUGUUGGAGGCAACAAGUUUUUCCGACUGACAACGUUCUUAUCUCAAAGCACAUUCGUGCUACCCCUGCCUGGCUUGCCUGGUACAUUUAUCUUCAUGGCGGAUAGGUGGAAUCCAUCAAACUUGAGAGACUCCCGGUAUGUUUGGCUACCUCUGUUCAUUGGAGGAUUGGCAGAUGAACCGCUGGACAACAGUUUUGGCUUCCCAUUGUGGUCAAGGGUGUCAAUCUAUUGGCACAGGAAAUGGCGCCUCCCCGAAGGUUGGAGGGAGGGAUAUACCUGAAAUUUGUCGCAGGUGCAAUGAGUACAUAAUAUAGAUAUACUUCACAGGUGCAAUAGUGUGGUUUUAACUGGUAGAUUGUUCAGAAUCUUGCUUGAGUUUUCUAAAUCAGCGAUUCCCUCAUGCUUUUGUACACAGUAGGCCUCCAAAACAUGGUUAACUUACACUGGAAUGAAAGAGAGAAAGAAGUGAUAUUUUUCAGUGAAGGGUGUCAGUCUUCUUUUUUGGAGGGGGCACUUUUAGGUGGUGCGUGGGGGCUACCUCCUUGCCUUCCUCAUUGUAUAAGGAUCAGGAAUUAUCCCAUGCACGCAUGUAAAAUUUGUGGUUACGCACCAUGCAUCAACUAAUAUGACUAGGAAUGGAGCUCACAGGUAACA